Molecule: messenger RNA, 1539 nt
Organism: Aspergillus puulaauensis
Lineage: Eukaryota; Fungi; Ascomycota; Eurotiomycetes; Eurotiales; Aspergillaceae
Product: cytochrome P450
Exons: 2
Coding region: 1-1539 (512 amino acids)
Molecular function (GO): oxidoreductase activity, acting on paired donors, with incorporation or reduction of molecular oxygen, reduced flavin or flavoprotein as one donor, and incorporation of one atom of oxygen; iron ion binding; heme binding
Source: RefSeq, a predicted model, not a curated record
AUGGCCCUCCUCGACCUCGUUGAAACCUAUCGCCAGCCUCUCGUCUUCUUAGGCGCUUUCUCUCUCGUGUUCUACUUCGUGUCCUGCAUCUAUCAACGAUGGCAGCAAUAUCAGUUUGCCAAAGCAAACGGGUGCGAGCCUGUUGUGGGGAAGGUUCAAAACUAUGAUCCCUUUUUGUCGCUUGAUAGGAUCUACCGCUUAAUGAAGAUGGCGAAGCAGCGCAAGUUAUUGGAAUCCAAUGUGAUGCGUUUCGAUAACCUUGGCAAUACCCAUCUCGUCCAGCGUAGACCCGAGCUGAUUAUGGUGACCCGCGAGCCGCAAAAUGUGAAGACCAUCCUUUCACUCAAGUUCGCCGACUACAGCUUGGGUGAUAGGAUCAAGACAUUUGGCCCUCUCCUGGGCCAUGGCAUCUUCACUAGCGACGGCGAGGACUGGACUCGGUCCCGCCAGAUGAUCCGACCAAACUUUGUCAAGGAACAAGUCGCGCAUCUUGAAGUCUUUGAGGAGCUCAUGGAUGAUUUGUUUGCGCUGAUUCCCACCGAUGGCGACACUGUUGAUCUCCAGGACCUCUUCUUCGGUUUCACCAUUGACUCUGCAACCGAAUUCCUGUACGGCCAUAGUGUUCACAGCUUGAAGAAGCGCCGAUCUGGAGUAGCAGACAAUGAGCCUGAUUUCGCGAAAGCCUUUGACUACUCACUAGCCGACAUUACCAAGAGCUUUCGGUAUGGCCCACUGAGGUUUUUGAAUCGCGAUCCGAAAGCCGUGGAAUCGCGCCGCAUUUGCCAUCAGAUGGUUGACCAGUUCGUCGACAAGGCUCUGGUAAUGCGAGAGAAGUAUGACGAAGAGAAGGGUACCGAUGAGAAAACAGAGCGCAGGUAUAUGUUUCUCUAUGGCUUGGCUCAGCAGACAGGCGAUCGCAGGCGAAUCCGAGAUGAGAUCAUGAACGUCCUCCUGGCUGGCCGUGAUACGACCGCCUCACUUCUGGGUUGCUUGUUCUUUAUGCUAGCAAAGCAUCCCGAAGUCUGGGCCAAGUUGCAAGAAGAUAUUUCCACCCUAGGAGGCCGUGCUCCGACCUAUAGCCUGCUGCAGAAUAUGACGUACCUCAAAUAUUGUCUCAACGAGACCCUUCGCCUUUUCCCCGUCGUUCCACUCAAUUCACGGACCUCCAUCAGAGACACCAUCCUUCCCGUUGGUGGCGGGAAGGAUGGUCAGUCGCCUGUUUUUGUGCCCAAGGGGACUAUCGUAUCGUAUAGUGUCUAUGCAAUGCACCGCCGCAAAGACUUUUACGGCGCCGAUGCCGAGGAGUUCCGACCCGAACGCUGGGCCAAUCUACGGCCCGGCUGGGAGUAUCUUCCUUUCAAUGGCGGUCCUCGUAUUUGUGUAGGCCAGCAAUAUGCCUUGACUGAAGCAGCAUAUGUCACAACGCGUCUUGCCCAGAGGUAUUCCAUUCUGGAAAGCCGUGAUCCUGGGCCUUGGGAGGAGAAACUGACGCUGACUGCGUGCUCCUUCAAUGGAACGCAAGUCUCACUGCGGCAUUAG